Molecule: messenger RNA, 5267 nt
Organism: Daktulosphaira vitifoliae (grape phylloxera)
Lineage: Eukaryota; Metazoa; Arthropoda; Insecta; Hemiptera; Phylloxeridae
Product: signal-induced proliferation-associated 1-like protein 1
Exons: 22
Coding region: 337-4590 (1417 amino acids)
Biological process (GO): regulation of small GTPase mediated signal transduction; activation of GTPase activity
Cellular component (GO): cytoplasm
Molecular function (GO): protein binding; GTPase activator activity
Source: RefSeq, a predicted model, not a curated record
UGCGCGGUACGGGCAGUACUCCUUGUCAGUCCGUCCGCCGGUGUGCAAGUACGACUGUUCUGUGUUGUAUCGUUGUGCGUGCGUACCGCCUUUCUGUGGUAACUAUUGUGUUUGGUGUCAGUGUACGUGCGCGCAAUUCGAAGCGUUCUAUUCUAACCUAAAUAAAGUCGUACUUAAUUAUUAUUUUAUAUAUUUUGUGGUUAUUUCAGCCUGAGCGACUGAAUAAAAAAAAAAAAAAAUUGCCAUAAUUUCACUGGAAACGCCAAACGGUGUACCCCAAAUGGAAUUAUCAUCGUUACUAUCUUCUGACUUCUUGUGUAAUUUGAAUGGAUUGAGAUGAUAGGGUUAGAAGGCACUAGAAAUGGCUCUAGUGCGGCACGACAACAUGCAGUACCAAUGGAUUACUACAACAGCAAUUUACUGCGAGCGCGAACUGGUGCCGGACUGUCGUCAUCAUCACGACAAAGGUCUGCCCAAGACCCGCUCUAUCGCAGUAAUUCUAGUCUCGAACUUACCCACGCAGACUAUCCCCAUUUUGGAGGAAGUACACAAUAUAUUGAAUCUCAAUCUAAUGAACGUUCUAUCAUAAGUCCAAUGCUGAAACGAGAGUAUGGUAGCCAUGGAUCUAUCGAUGUGAUUGCUGCUUCUGACCGUAAUUCAAAUGGUUGUUUAACAAAUGGUGAACAUUUUUUUGCAAUGCUCCAAGAUUAUCGUCCUACUGUUUUAGAUAUGAUUGACGGUAACGACCGUGAAAUCAGAUAUAGAGAGAUGCCAGUUGAUACUCCGCCUGAUGACCACAUUGUUCCACCUUCUCAUUUAGAUAAAUCUUCAACCCAAGGAAAUUCAAGUCCAAAACUUAAAUUAAAAUUCCAUAAAUUUUGGGGAGCAAAUAACAAGUUUUCUAGAACAACUGAUGACACAACUUUAGCAUCUUCCAAUUCCAACAUAGGUACAAAUUGUAAUGAGUUUGGAUCUGAUGAUAGGCAGAAACGAAGGGGAUUUGCUCAUUAUGAUGUUCAAUCACUAACAGCUACUGUAGGAUUAGCACGCAAACUACAAACUAUGUUAUCUAGAAGACGCAAUACUGCUACUGGUGCAUCAGCUGCUUCAAUGUUAGCUGCUCGAUCUUCAACGCCAGAUAGUGUUGAAGAUGAUCUUGGUGAUGGGAAACACAAUAGUUUAAUUGAUAGCUGCCCUUUUUUCCGAAAUGAGCUUGGAGGUGAGGGUGAACGGGAAGUUAGUCUUACUCAAAGAACCCAAGCUGGACAAGUUUCAACUUUAAAUAAUGGAAAAUUAUAUCACAAGCCACGUAUGGCCUAUGGGGUAUCAGUUCUUGAAUAUCCUCCUGGAGAAACCCAUUGGACUGAAGGAAUUUGUCCUGAAAAUUAUUCAAGACUUAUAGAGACAACAGAUGAUGGUGAUCUAUAUUAUAGAAAAUAUUUUUAUGGCCAAGAACAUCAUAAUUGGUUUGGGAUGGAUGAUACUUUAGGACCAGUGGCAAUUAGCUUAAAAAGAGAGAAAGUUGAAAUGGAUACGACGGUAAAUGGUUGUAGUUCAAGUCCUUCAGUUCUAUUUAGGUAUAGAAUCAUUAUACGAACUAGUGAGUUACAAACAUUACGGGGCUCUAUUCUUGAAGAUGCCAUUCCAAGUAUCAAACCAUCUAAUAGUUCUAAACAUAUAAAUACUAAAGAAGUUCUUGAAUACGUUGUACCAGAAAUCCCUCUUCCUUGUUUAAGGUUGGGUGGAACAACUAAUAGAGUAGAAGAACUCUUGUUAGGGCUUGAUGAACAAGGAAUUUCUCAUACUUAUAAAGUAGGAGUGAUGUAUUGUCGUGCUGGACAAUACACAGAAGAACAUAUGUACAAUAAUGAAGAAGCUGGCUUGGCAUUUUACCAGUUUAUGGAUAGUAUUGCUCAACGAGUGCGUCUAAAAGGUUUUAACAAAUACAGAGCAGGAUUAGACAAUAAGACUGAUUCUACUGGACUCUAUUCUUUUUAUAGUCAAUAUCAAAAUCGAGAAAUAAUGUUCCAUGUGUCCACAAUGUUACCUUUCACACCAAAUAAUAGACAACAACUUCUUAGAAAGAGGCAUAUUGGAAAUGAUAUUGUUACAAUUGUAUUUCAAGAACCUGGUGCUCAACCAUUUUCUCCUAAAAAUAUACGUUCUCAAUUUCAACAUGUAUUUAUUGUAGUUAGAGUAAUUAAUCCAUGUACAGAAAACACACAAUACAGUAUUGCUGUGACACGGUCAAAAGAAGUUGAAAUGUUUGGUCCUCCUAUUCCUUCAGAAGCUGUAUUUAAAAAAUCAAAGGCAUUUAGUAGCUUCUUAUUAGCUAAAAUUAUAAAUGCUGAAAAUGCAGCACAUAGAUCAGAAAAAUUUGCUACUAUGGCUACUCGUACUAGACAAGAAUAUCUUAAAGAUUUAACAUUAAAUCAUUCUUCAAACACUACCAUAGAACCUAUUCAAAAGUUUUCAAUGCUAUCAUUCAGUAGUAAGAAGAAAGAAAGAUGGCGACCAAGGUUUCAACCUGAUGCAUCACAAAGAGGAGCGAUUUGUUGGCAAGUAGUAUUAGAAGAAGGGAAUGGAGGUAUUGGUGCCCACUGUCUUUUAGCUAUAUCGUCAGAUUCUAUGGUUUUGAUUGAAGAACAUAGUCAUGACAUAUUGUUAGUUGUACCUUGCCAAUCUAUUUUAGGCUGGACUACACAAACUAAUAGCCUCCGAAUUUAUUAUCAUGAGGGUGAAUGUGUUACACUGCACAUGCAUGAAGGUUAUAGUGAUGGUGAUCGUGAUGAGUUAAUGGAAGUUGUAGUACGAUUGCGUGCAGUUACUAAAGGUUCUGUUGCUCAAGAAUUAUCAUUACAUCGUAACUCUUUAGGUCAACUUGGUUUUCAUGUUCAACCAGAUGGCUUAGUUACUCAAGUAGAGAAAUCAGGGUUGGCUUGGGAAGCGGGUUUAAGACAAAAUUCUAGACUUAUAGAGAUAUGCAAAAUAGCUGUUGCAACAUUAACUCAUGAUCAAAUGGUUGAUCUUUUAAAAACAAGUGUUCUAGUAACUGUAACCGUUAUUCCACCUCUUUCAGAUGGUUCCCCUCGAAAGGGUUGUCAUAUUCAAAAUUGUUCUUAUAGUGUCGAUAAUAGUAGCUCACCAAAAGGAUAUGAAAUUGAAUAUGAAAAUGUUACAGGUAUAACAGCAGUUAAAAGUCCUAGAAAACAAAUUGCUCUUCAACAACCUGUUACUGGAAACCACCGCAAAAUGUAUGAACGUAGCUUAUCUCCACCAAGAUCUAGUAAUAGUUCUGGCUAUGGUACCAUGGGCAGCAACAAAUCUUAUACAACACCACUAGAUAAUCGUUUUCCACAAAACCCAGAGGGUACACUAACUAGUUCUUCAAGUGGUCACUCUUCUGAUGAUCGAUGGUAUGAUUUACCUGAAGUAUUAUUAGAAGAUCCUCCACCUGUUCCUACUCGAUUAACACCAACACCUAAUAAGACUCAUACUAAAGUACAUGCAAGCAAUUCGUUACCCUUAUCUACAUUAAACAAUUCCUUUUCUGUGUACUCUGAACCACGUAAUAAUAAAAAUAUCAUUCAGCAAUAUGAUUUAAUUAGUAAAAGUUCUGAACAUAAUGAUCUCCAAAGACAAUUUGAAGAACGAUCUGAACCUAGAAGAUCUAUGAAACGUUUGGCAAAAGCAACUAAUGGAAUAGACUUAGAAAGUACUAACGGUUUAAUUGAUAGUAAUAAUUUUAAAAGGAAUUUAAGUAAUGGAAACAUACCAGAGAUAUUAAAUGAAAAACUUUUAGCAGCUAGUGAAGAUGAUGUUUCUACUAUUGGAAGUAGUAGCACUGGAUCUCCUCAUAGUCAUCGUAAAAUUUUAAAAAAUAACUGCAGUCGAAAUCAAAGUCCUCGUGUAGAUCGAGGUGAACCAAGAUUAAGGCCUGGUGUAUCUGGACGUAAUUCAAAUACUAGUAGUCGCCUUAGUGGAAAUAUGAGUACUUUGCAAGAAGAUUUAAUGAAGUUAAUUGACCUUGAUUAUAAUUUAGAGGCAUCAUUUAUGGAUAAUAACUCUCCUAGUAAUAACCAAUCUAGAGAAAACGAAACUAAUGUUGAACAAAGUCAAGUAAUUUUAACUAAAGCUCGGCCAGCUACUGUUAUAUCCAGUGCUCCAAGCCCAGCUUUAAGUGAAAUGAAACCAAUAAAUCAAAUAGAAAGUGUUCCUGAUUUACCACUUCCGGAUACUCCAAUUGACCGAAUGAACUGGAAAAUUUUAGUUGAUACUGCUACAGAAGCAUUACGAAAGGUAUCAGCAGGAGGUCAAAUAAAACCUUCUGAUGAAGAAAGAGGUCAGUAUUGGAAGAAUACAAAUGGAAUGAUAACAAAUAUCCCAAGCACUAACAAAACAAACAUGAGUCCAGAAGAUCUAGAAAUUAUGUUACGUAGUGAAAUGGAAAUGCGUAUGGAACUUCAAAAUGAGGUUAAACAUUUACGUGAAGAAAAUCGGAGGCUACAAGAUGAGUCAAAUAGUGCUGCUCAACAAUUAAAACAUUUCACUCAUUGGUUCUUCCAAAAUAUCGAUAAACAUCCUGAUUAAAUAUGUUUAGCUUAAAUUAUAAUUACAAAUAUAUAUUUUUAUAAAUAUUUUUAUGUGCAAAUAUGUGAUCAAAACUGUUAAUGAAAUUCACAAUUAUUAUGCAUUGUUAAUUUUUUGUAAAAUUGUAUUAUUAGUUAAAUUUAUUGUUUUAAAUUAUGUUAUAAUUAUUAGUAUUUAUUUUUACUAACACAUUACAUUUCCAAGACUGUCUUUUAUGUUUAUUUUAGAUUAACAGUAAAUAAUUAUAAUUAUAUGUGUAAAUUUAUAUGUCGAUAUGUGUGAAGUUAUUUUUACCAAAUUAUCGUCUCAAGUAAUCAAAACGAUACAAUUUUUAAAGUUUUCCAUUAAUUUUGUUAUUCAUUGGUUAAAUUUUAUACUCCUACUUGUGCAAAAAAACAGUAUUAUUAAUAAUCUAUCAUAUAAUCUCUGUAAAUAUUGAGUAUAACAUCAAAUAAAAAAUUCAAAUAAUAUCCCUAUUACUCUAACUACUUGUAGCUAUAAGUGUUUUUUUUGUAAUUUUUGUAACUUAAAUUAUUAAAAAAUAUAUAAAUGUAAAACAGACUACUUUUAUUGUGUAAAAUUUAUGUGGAAUAAAAACUUAGUUUUAUUUGUUGUUUGAAGCACUAAUUGAUUUGUAUAUUAUAUUUAAUAAUUGUUUUUUAUUUGUCUAUAUUGUG